AUGAACUGGUUUGGAAGCAAACAGAAGACAAAUGUACCUUCACAGACCAAUCUACAGGCUCACAGAGCAAAACAGAUCGAUUCUUUAAAAAAGAACAACUUGAACCCAAUAGAGACUAUACCAAACACAGAAUACAGAGUGACAUGUCAGUGUGGAGGGAACAACAUCAUUUUGAUAAUAUCCUUACCCCCACAGUUCCCUCAGGACCCACCCACAGUGACAGUCACUCCACCAGUGGUUCAUCCUUGGGUAGAUUCUACUCAGAAAAUUGUUGGCUGCCAAAACCUGAACUCUUUUUCGAUGCAUUCUAGUCUUGGCAAUGCUGUUCAGUCUGUUGUUGAAGAAUUCAAGAAGAACCCACCACAGAUACGAUCACAGUCCUAUGGACCUCAGCUCGGAUACCAGCCAGUGCCACCUCAGAAUGCUCAUUUCUCAGGAUUCAGUGCCGGGGGAAUGGCAGGAUAUCCAUCCCCACCCACACUCCCUCCAUCUGUCCCGGGGGGUAGCACAGUAUCUCCUGUAAUUGACAGAAGACCUCAGACUGAAUCAUCAGAAAGCAUUACUACACAAAAUGGAGGCAUCCCAGAUAUAAAAGUCGCCUUUCCGGAGCUUAAGAGUAAAACUCUGACUGAGCUAAAUUCUAUGUUGAAUGAAGAGGAAAAAAUACUGGAAAUGAUUCAGAAUCUACCAGAUGUUACCAAACUAGCAGAGGACCGAGAAAAAUUAUCAAAUGAAUGUAUAAACUUGGCAAGAGAGAAUUUGUCUAUCCUGUUUGAAAACCUGCUGGAGGAGUUUGAGAGUAACCAGGAACAGUUGAUGUCUGAGUCUGACAAAUUCCAGCCCACAAACAUUCAAACUUGUCUGAAAGUGUCGCUGAUGGAGGCUGAGGAAGAAGCUGAAAACAUUGUAGGGGAAUUGAUGGACAAAAAAAUCAACAUUGAUGAAUUUAUACAGCGGUUUAUACAAACACGAAUGCUGUGUCAUACACGCCGUUCCAAAGAGGAGAAACUACACCAGAUCAUCAUGCAUCAUGGCUACUGACAGUGCUAUUAACAUCAUAGUGAUUAUAAUCAGGAAACUCACACAGAAUAUUGCUUUGGGAAGGAGAAGAAACUUAUCCUGGAUCAUUCUGCUAAUCCACGAAUAUUGUGAAUCAUUCUUCAGGAAGAUUUGCCACGGCACUGAUCCUAGUAAUGAACAUUGCAUCACUUAUGGUAUAGAAUCUUCAAGCAGAAUCUGCCAUGGCGCUGAUUUUAUCCAUGAACAUUGCAUCACUUAUAGUAGACAAUCUUCAGGCUGAUUUGCAGCGGUGCUUAUCCUAGUAAUGAACAUUGCAUCAUUUAUGGAAGCCAAUCUUCAGGCUAAACUGCUAUUUGCCUAGCAACGGGCAUUGAAUCAUUCACGGUUGUUUUCCUUCAAGCUUAGACAAAAUAUUCUGUCAUGAUGCUGUGUCUUACUAGUCAUUGUCUGUUAUCAGCUUUUGCUUCUAAAGACUGCACUCUGAGCUCAGUUGCUUAAGAAUCAUGAUCAUUUUGAUUUGGAGAAUCACAGAUGUAAUUCAGUGUUGUUUAGUUAAAGGGCCUGGUUCCUGUGAGGUUAUGACAGAUGCUAUAAGAAGUCUUCAGUUUUCACUUAUAAAUAGCAAGUGUGUCCAUAUGAGGCAAAUAAGGGCAAAAACUGUUAAACAAAAACUUUUUACAUGCCGAUUGUAUGUGAUAUUUUUAUAAAAUUGAUUUUAUAUCACAGUCCUUCGUGUACAUUAUUAUCCUUUUUGUAAAGCAAAAUGCUUGAAUGGUUAUUUUCUGCCGAUAAAUUAUGUUUAUGUGCAUGCAGUUUAAGUUUUAAGUUAAGUUUUCACUCUUGAGACAAAUAUUUGUGGAAAAAAAAUAUAAGAUAAUAAUUCAGUAACUGGUAAAAAAAAUACAAGCCCCUUUGGCCUUUUUUAGCCCACCAUCAAAUAGAUGGUGGGUUAUUCAAAUCGCCCUGCGUCCGUGGUCCGUCGUCCGUCCGUCCGUCCGUAAACAAUUCUUGUUACCGCUAUUUCUUGGAAAGUACUGGAUGGAUGAUCUUUCUCAAAUUUCAUAUGCAGGUUCCCCUUGGUCCCUAGUUGUGCAUUGUACCUUUUUUGGACUGAUCCGAAAUCAAAAUGGCUGACAGGCAGCCAUCUUGGAUUUUGAGAGUAAAAUCUUGUUACUGCUAUAUCUGGGGAAGUACUGGAUGGAUCCUUCUGAUAUUUCAUAGAUAUUGGUUUCCCUUGGUCCCUAGUUGUGCAUUGUACCUUUUUUGGACUGAUUUGAAAUCAAGGUGGCCCACAGGCAGCCAUCUUGGAUGUCGACAGUAAUACAGCACAAGCAUAUUAUCCAUUAUCCACCUGUAACUGACUGCUAUCUAAUAAUACUUUGGGAUCUUUUUCAAAUGAUAUUUGCUAAUAGGUGCUUAAUAAAAAUAUCUUUCAUUCAAUGAAGACCAGUUCAUGAACAUUUACAACACCUGUAACAAACAAAAAAAAACCCAAAUCUUCAAGAACUGAAAACAGAUCCUCAAAUGGUGGGCGCCAAGAUCCCUCUGGGAUCUCUUGUUUAAGGAUGUGAUCUGUAAAUCAUUGCUGUUUUACAGUUGAGAAUGUGUUUAUUACUUCCCUGUUGAGUUUGUCAUGUUUACGUAUUCAUCAUGUACAUUUGAAUUCCCUACUGAUCUGGUUCAAUCAUGGAAAUCAUUGCUGCCAAUGAGUGACAGCAUGGUGAAGUCUUUAAGAUAUCCUUGGAGAUUUAGAUGUGGAUUUUAAGGUGAAUUUCAAAUUAAUGUUAAUAGAUAUGAUCAGGUAUGAGUGAAUUUAUAAAGAUAUUUGUUUUACAAACAUCAUAAUCCUCUGUAGAACUUCAGACUUUACUAAUAUGUACCUCACAUUCCAAUCACAAUUACAAUUUGUAUUCCACUUAACCUAAUUAUAACCCAACACUGAAAUUAAAUGUACUGGUACACCAUCUGUCUAUCUUCUCUUUAUAUUUCUACGUGUGACAGUGAAGGAUGACAUGACCUUAUUUAGGGAAAUAUGUUCUACAGUCUUUGUUGAGAAUUUCCUGUUGUAUUAGGUGCAAUGAAAUAAUACUUGCAUUUAAAUACAUACACUCUGUUCUUUUGUUUUGAAUAAAAUUUCCGUUCAGUACAAAUAUCAAUUUCAGGACCUCGGGGUUCCUCAUGGGGAGGUGGUAAAGUUUACUAUAUUUUAUAUAGGAAAACUAGAUUUUUUAGCAUAAUUUGUUUGAUUUCUAUUGGAAAUAUUUCCAACUUGGUUAGAAUUAUAAGUGAAGGAUGACAGCUUGAUGGUAUGCUCAUUUUGAUCCUGACUGACACCCAGGGGCUGAUGGGCGAAGCCAAAAGUGGUCAAAUUGACUAAAAUUUCAAAAAUCUUCUUCUCAAGACCCAGAUAUGGUAGAAUCACAUACUCUUCAUAAAUUGAAGCAUCUUAAGGUGCUUUAACUACCAAAAUGAGCCUCAAAUUUCUUCCUGGGGAGGAAUAUGUUUUUUAGACUUUACUGAAAUUUUUCAUUGAAAAAUUGCAUUUUUGAGCAAAUCGUUAGUUAUUAAGUUUAAUAAGAGUUAUCAGUAUAUGAUUACAGUUUUGAUGGUAUGCAUGUAUUGACACUGGCUUACUAUAUUCAGUGUCACAAUUUCUUGAUAACUCUCCUUUGACCUUUAUGUUCAAUAUUGCUUAUCUCAGGUGACCAUCAAGGCCACUAGGUCUCUUGUUAAAUCAAUUUUUUUAUAAGCUUGGAAUCUGUUACAAAUUCUUCUAUUUAAAACAUUCCAAGACUGCUAGUUGUAACUUACUUCUAAAAAGCAAAUUAACUUGAUUUAUUAUACUUAAACAUCCAAGAGAUUGGAAUCAUUUCAGAAAUCCACUAAUAAUCUUUGCAGUUUUGGCAUCAAUUAAUUGGUUUCCAAAAUAAAUUAAUUUUUUAUUAUUUGCCCAUCACCAGUAUUAGUGUUCUGAGCAAUAUUUAUUGUGCAAUAAAGGUUACACUGCAGGCUACAAAAUUCAGUCCAUAUUAACUUUGAGAUGUUAAUGUUGUGUGCAUCAGCUGCUUCUACUGUUCAGUGACAGCUGUACAUUACACAGAUAUCAGUUUGGAUUAGAAAUACCUGGGUAAUGCUUUAUUAACUAUACAAAACAUUGUAAUCUUGUAUAUUGAAAUUUGAUUUGAAAUAUUGAAACCAAGAUCAUGUCCCUUCCUACGUUUGUAUGUCAUAACUUUAUGAGAAGUUCAUACUUUUGUCAAAAAGGUUAUAUUGCCUGAAUGUUAGAAUAGACAGUGUGCUGCUUGAAUAGGCCUUACGUCGGAAAUCAUUUUAACAUAUUUCUGGGAAUUAUUUUUUUUAUUUUAUUACAUUCAGAGCUUAAGUGACAUAAAUAAUAAAACAAACAGUGAUAUACAGGAUUAACAAUCAGUGUAUUUUCUGCUAUGUUUAACCACAGUGACUUGAAUUACUACAGAUAUUUUUUGCACAGCGAACACAGGGGACGGAGAUUCAAGUUUCCUAACUAGUGGAAUAUAUCACGAGAUGAUAUGUCUACAAUAUUAUUUAUAUUACCGGUUAAAUUGUUUGUGUAUCCAUUGUACUGUUUGAUUGUGUUGCGCAUGGUUGAAUAAAUACUGUUUUUUCUAUA
Molecule: messenger RNA, 4669 nt
Organism: Ylistrum balloti
Lineage: Eukaryota; Metazoa; Mollusca; Bivalvia; Pectinida; Pectinidae
Product: vacuolar protein sorting-associated protein 37A-like
Exons: 11
Coding region: 1-1041 (346 amino acids)
Biological process (GO): protein targeting to membrane; protein targeting to vacuole; ubiquitin-dependent protein catabolic process via the multivesicular body sorting pathway
Cellular component (GO): ESCRT I complex
Source: RefSeq, a predicted model, not a curated record